This is a messenger RNA of Lingula anatina, 2775 nucleotides long. RefSeq lists its product as uncharacterized. The record is from RefSeq and is a predicted model, not a curated record. Gene Ontology annotation, molecular function: protein binding. Lineage: Eukaryota; Metazoa; Brachiopoda; Lingulata; Lingulida; Lingulidae.
UCGCCCCCUACAGGAAAUUAAUUGAGCAUUCGACACGAAACGUUUGUAUUCUUGGACUUGCACCCUAAUAAUGUCAUCCAGGAAGGCUAAAGUAUCGUCAUCUGAUUCACACUCCGAGGAAGAACAAACUCCGCAAGCUUCUAGUUCUUCUGAUUCAGAAUCUAGUAGUUCAGAAGGAGAGAAUGCGAAGGAAUCUAGUUCAAAUUCUGAGUCAGAAAGUGCUGAAAGUUCUUCAGAAGAAGAGCAAGAGGCUGGGGCAAAAAAUAGUCUAGAUUCUCCUUCAACAAGGGUCUCAUCUGGGAGAAAAUCUACCUCACCACAUGUAAGAAAAACAAAAGCUCAGGAUUCUAGCCCUGGUUCUUCGCCAUCCUCAUCUCCUAAAGCUAAGAAAAAGACAAGGCAUGACAAAAAUGUUGGUAGUCCUGAGCAGGGAAAAAACAAAGAAAAUGUUGAAAGGAAUGAAAGAAAAAGGAAAAAAGAGUCAGUUUCUCCUACACCUAAGAGAAAAAGAUAUAGCAGGGAAAGACAAUUUCACAGUCCUACUGUUGAUAGAAUCAAAAAAGAAAAAAUAAGUGAUGAUGAAGAACCAAAGUCAGAUUGCAGAGUUCAAGAUGAACUCAUUCAUAAAAGAAGACUCAAGGAUUCUCAUAAAAAAGGUUAUAAACAUGAUAGUCCAAGUAUUGACAGAUCUCCCGAGAGACACAGACAUUACCGUCACAGAGAGCAGGAAAGGGAUGGUAGAUCCCACAGAAGAGAUGAAAUUAGAGGCCGGGAUAGAGACAGAGAAAGACACAGGGACCAUAGAAACCCACAUGAUGAUCAUAGGGAGAGGCAUAGAGGGAGAAAGGAUCAUAGAGAUCAUAGGGAUGACAGAGAUAAUAGUAGGGGUGAUGCAAAAAAAGACCGCUAUGGGAAAUGGGAGAGCAGUCAACAUGAGGGAUCAAGGCAGAGAGAAAGAGAACGUGACAACAGCCAUAUGAGAGAACAGAGAAGGGAUAGGGAAAGAAAUGAUCAGCAAAGAAAGGAUAAUAGAAAUCGGCGUGGAAAUAACCCUUUCCAAAAUAGUGCUGAUGAUGGAAUAGAAUAUGGAAAACCUGCUGGUGACAAAAAGGUGGAGAACAAGGCAGAACCAGAAGACAAGGCUAAACCAGACUUUGGUUUAUCAGGAAAGUUAACUGAGGACACAAACACUUUCAGAGGUGUAGUCAUCAAGUACAAUGAACCAGCGGAGGCUAGAAAGCCAAAAAAGCGCUGGAGACUGUAUGUAUUCAAGGGAUCUGAAGCAUUGCCGGUAUUACAUGUGCAUCGUCAAAGUGCCUACCUCAUGGGACGGGACCGUAAGGUGGUUGAUGUGCCGGUUGACCACCCAUCUUGCUCCAAGCAGCAUGCUGUGUACCAGUACAGGCUUGUUGAUUUCCAGCGUCCUGAUGGAACAAUGGGGAGAAGAGUAAGGCCUUAUAUAAUAGAUCUCGGAUCAACAAAUGGUACUUAUGUGAAUAAUCAAAGGAUUGAGGCACAGAGGUAUUAUGAGCUAAAGGAGAAAGAUGUGCUGAAGUUUGGUUUUAGCUCCAGAGAAUAUGUCUUGCUCCACGAGAAGACAGACACAUCAGAACUGCAUGAGGAUGAUGAGGGAACAGAUGGAGAAAGUGAUGGUAGCUGAUUUAAUGACUGAGAAAAUAAAGCAUUGCCUCACUAGCAUUUGGAUCUGAAAGUUGAAUUGAAUAAUGCAAUAUGAGGUACUUGACUGCUAUGUCAGAUAAUGUUGCUUUUUGACUUACCCCAUGAAAUGUCCGAAUUAGCUAUAAUUUGUAUCAUAUUUGUACUGCCACUACAUGCAACAGAUCAGUAACAUGAAAACAACAUUCACUAGCUAUUUUGGAACCAUUAUGAAAUAUGGAGAGACUUUAUGAAAGAGCCAAAGUAUUGAUGAAUCACUGCUAUUGUCUUGUAAUUACAUUAUCAGCAUUUUAUAUGUAUUAAAGCCAAUUAUUUUUGGUGAAAAAACAUCUAUUUGUAUCCUCUAUUUUAAGUGAAUUGUUUUCAUUAAAAACGUUUUACAGUGGCAGCCAUAACUAUUUACAUUAGUUGCUUUAGAUCCUGAUCUCUUUUAUUGACAGUGAUAUGUAAAUUUCUUCUGACAAUAAUAUUGAAAACCACAUGAAAAGAAAAUGGAGGAUUUACAUAUGUAACAUUCAAUUUACAAUACAUGUAGAUGACUUGUUUUAUGGCCAUCGAGACUGAUCAGCACUCAACAAUGACUGAAGAGAUAUUGAUAAUGUCAGUGUGUCAACAUCUGGAAUGUCAUUUAGUUUGUCAUUAUUAUAAUAAUUAUUAUUAUUGAUUUGUGACCCUCAUACUUGAAAAAAAAACUGUCCAUGUAUAACUUGUACAAACAAAGAAGUGUUUUGUUUCUAAGAUUAUAAAUCUGAUUUUGUUUUUCAUAUAGGUGUAUGUAAAGGCAAAUCCAGAAAAAAAAAGGGGGACUCAAGGGUUCACUCCAUCCAAAAUCAGUCAUUUGCUCUCCUUUUGGGGAAAAAUAAAAAACUCCACAUGCUUGAAUUAUUAUUAUUGGGAAUAAGAACUGUUGGACCAACAUUUUAAACCUCAACCUACUUACCUGGUAUCCUGGAUUUGCAAGUGGGUUGGUAGGAGGAGGAAACAGCCAUUUAUUUAAUUGUAGAAGUAGAGAUUUUCAUGUAGACUACUUUCAAAUUUACAUGAAAAUAUAGAGAAGCCCCUGGAUAGAUGAAGUCAAACUUAUUGAGCUACUGAAAA